AUGGAUGUUAAAGCUGUGAGUAGAGAAGAUACAUUUACACACUUUGAAUACCUGGAAUGCGUCAUUAACUUCACUCGCCUACGUAUCAUAUACCGACCUCCUCCAUCUAAGAAGAACCAGCUAAGGAAUUCUGUCUUUUUCGACGAAUGGUCCCACUUUCUGGACAGUGUGGUGGUUGAUCACAGGGAAUUAAUUAUAACUGGUGACCUCAAUUUCCAUUUAGAUAAUGUGCAGGAUCCUGAGGGUGUCAAAUUUCUAAGGAUCUUAGAUGAUCAUGGAUUGGUUCAGCACGUGAAGGAAUCAACACAUUCUGGAGGCCAUAUUCUGGAUGUGGUGAUAUUGAGGGAUAGCAGCUCUGUCCUAUAUGGUGAACCGUGUGUAACAGACUCAGGGCUAUACGACAAGAAUGGUAACCCUGCUGGUGACCAUCUAGCCAUCUGCUCAAAACUCACACUAUCCAAGCCGGCAAGGGAGCGUAAGUCUAUUAAAUUUAGAAAAUUAAGGGAUAUUGUAAUCAGUGACCUAAGCGAUUCAAUCCGCUCUUCUUUCGAAUUACAGAAAGGCGAAAAUUCGGUGGAAAAAUCUGUGAAUCUAUGUAAUACAACACUUCAAAACAUUCUAGAUUCUCUUGCACCUGUACAAUCAAAAGUGAUUACCAUUCGUCCUGACUGUCCAUGGUACACCAGUGAGCUAAGAGCUGCUAAGAGGGAGAGGAGAAAGGCAGAGAGACAAAUGCGUAGAACUGAUUUGACUGUCCACAGGGAAAUCUACCGCAGUCAUUGUACCCAGGUAUCUAAACUUGCUAUUCACUGUAAGAGGAGUUACUAUUCAAGCAAAAUUGUGGAGAUGGGCAAGGAUCAGAAACAACUGUAUCGCCUUACAAACAGACUUAUGGGAGCCAAGUCCGAUGUUGUAUUACCGGCACAUCAAUGUGAAGAAAUGCUGGCCAACUCCUUCGGAGAAUUCUUCCAGACUACGAUUCAGAAGAUAAGAAAUGAACUGUGUAAUGGUAGUAAGAUAGGCUUUGAUCCACUACAGGAUGAUAAUGAGUUUACUGGUGUUCACCUGCAUACCUUUGAACCUGCAUCUCAAGACCAGAUCCGUGCCAUAAUCUUGUCAGCAUCUCCUAAGUCCUGUGAACUUGAUCCCAUGCCAUCAUUCUUGCUGAAAUCUUGCCUUGAUAGUUGCCUUGCUAUGGUAACAGACAUUAUAAAUCAUUCCCUAAAUCAGUCUGUUGUUCCAUCAUCCUUUAAGCAGGCUGUUGUUCGUCCUCUCAUCAAGAAAACCGGCUUAGAUCCAGAGGAGUACCGCAACUACAGACCUGUCUCAAACCUUUCCUUCCUCUCCAAAAUUCUCGAAAAAGUUGUUGCUAAACGUCUUGAUCAUCACUUAGAGUCAAAUUACCUUCAUGACAAUGUACAAUCAGCAUAUCGCCCAUGUCACUCUACUGAAACAGCUUUACUUAGAGUCCAUCACGAUAUUGUUGCAGCUCUAGAUUCUGGUUCAUGUGUGGCAUUAAUUAUGUUAGACCUAUCUGCAGCUUUUGAUGUCAUCGACCACUCCAUUCUGAUAAAUCGACUAGAAAUUGGUUUUGGCAUAUCUGGCUCGGCCCUCGCAUACACAUAA
This is a messenger RNA of Saccostrea cuccullata (small rock oyster), 1626 nucleotides long. RefSeq lists its product as uncharacterized. NCBI's taxonomy places the organism in Eukaryota, Metazoa, Mollusca, Bivalvia, Ostreida, Ostreidae. The record is from RefSeq and is a predicted model, not a curated record. The transcript has a single exon. Bases 1 to 1626 code for a protein of 541 amino acids.